AUGGGAUCCAUCUUGGUCGAAAGGAUGGCCCAAGAAGGCAUUAGAGGGCCAGAGGUAAAGAAGGUUCAUCCUUUCUUCACUAAAGGCCCUGCCUCCGAAAUAGUUAUCUCCGAUUCCUCUACGAGCAAUGGAACUCCCCACGACGACACCGAGCCAGCUUUGGAAGGACAGAACGGAAGGAAACGAAGGAAGACCGAAGCAACUCUCCCCCAGGAUGAGUCUGGACCGAAGAAACAACGGCGGACACGCCAGAGCCAAGGACACGCAACUUCUGGCAACGCGACAAUCGAGCAGAGCCUUGGCCUGAAGCCCAUUGGCUCUGUUGCUGGUGGUACUUCGACUCCCUCGACAAACGACUCCCUCGCCAACUCUAUCGAAAGUGAUACGGAUUCGAUUACCGCUAAACCUUCGAGCCUCCCCAAUACCGAUACCAACACCAAUACAGCAAAGAUUAUGAGAUUGAACCUGAGGACUGGAACAUUGAGGUCUCCACCUAGGACCAGACCAAAAUAUGCACCUUCCCGGAUAGUGUGCUUAAAAUACGGACAUGACGAUGCCAGUCGCAAAGAGCUGGGCGACAAGAUCUCCCAAAUCAUGGAUGGCAAGAUCUUAUUCCCUCCAACCCCGCCGAAGAAACGAGGAAAGAAGUCGAAGGAAACCACUACCACCCAGGAUGCUUCAAAGACUAAGACCACACAUCCGCUCUUUAUGGGAAAGGCAAAACAGGUUAUGAGGGUGGAGGAAGCUGCUGUCGAGAAACGCUCGCCUGCGACGCGUCAAGUAGUCUCAAUGUCUACGCCAAUGUCUCCGAAAAAGGCACGAAAUCCCUUCGCAGUGAACAAACAGACACCGCGGUUUGGCGCCAGAACAGGCGUCAUGAAAGUCCCUGGUGCUAUGCAGCCUCUUUGGCCUGCGAAGGGGAUGGCUCACGUUCGCGGUUUUGACGUUGAACUUGAGCCGACAGCAUCGCUCUCUGACGAGCACAUGAGUAAGAAGUCCAAGGGCUCUACUGUAACGGUCAAUCAUGAAGAGUCUGUCUUGGAUCGAUUUUGCUCCAGCAUAGACUUUACAGCUAUUUGUGAUUCGCUUCCCAGGAAUGAUGACCGUUUUGAACCAGUGCCCGAGGAGCUGCGCAAACCUUCCCGACACUUCGAAAGUGGUCGAAAACUCCAGCGACGCAUCCGCUCGGAAUUACGAACAUUACGGCAUGCUGAUGCCCAGGAAGACGAUGAUCCAGCUGACAAUAUCACUGUGCAUCCAAGAAACACACACCCUGCAAUUCACCGUCUACAUCAAUCACUUGAGACAAAUCUCUCCGCAUACGACCGAUCAACAUGCGAAUCAUUAGCUUGGACGCACAAAUACGCUCCGACCACGGCAUCGGAAAUCCUACAGUGUGGCAAGGAAGCUCUUCUACUCAAAGAGUGGCUGCAGACACUCCAAGUCCAAUCUGUCAUUUCGGCAGGCCAAGAUAAUCCUACGGCCAAGAAAGCAAAGCCCAAGGCAGCCCCGAAAAAGAAGAGGAAGAAGGAUGACUUGGAUGACUUUAUCGUCAGUAGCGAAGAGGAGGCAAAUGAAAUGGGAGAGGUCUCUGAAAAUGAGGAUGAUUGGGCACCCGCGGGCUCAGGUCUGCUGAAGAAGACAGUUAUUCGGAAUGGUGACAUGACAAAGGGAGUCAAAGACCAAGAACGCCUGACAAAUGCCGUCGUUAUCAGUGGUCCUCAUGGAAGUGGUAAGACAUCAACUGUUUACGCUAUUGCCAAAGAAUUGGGCUUCGAGAUCUUCGAAAUCCACCCUGGAAGCCGGCGAAGCGGCAAAGACAUUCUAGAGAAGGUUGGCGAUAUGACGCGCAAUCAUCUCGUUCAGCAACAUCGCACACCGGAUGGUUCUAAAACUACAGAACAGGAUGAAGUGGCGCGCGACGUGAAGGCUGGAAAGCAGGGCACAAUGACAAGCUUCUUCCAGAAGAAGACAGCCUCCAGACCAACGAUUAAGAAGUCUAGUGAAGAAAAGCAGACAGAGACGACAAAGGCCAGUUCGACUAAGAGUCAGAAACAGUCAUUAAUUCUACUGGAGGAGGUGGAUAUUCUAUACGAAGAAGAUAAGCAGUUCUGGGCGACAUUGAUGAGCAUGAUGGCACAAUCGAAACGACCAUUCAUCCUGACUUGCAAUGACGAAAAGUUGGUGCCUCUCCAGACUCUCAACCUUCAUGGCAUUUUCCGUUUCUCGCCCCCGCCUACCGAUCUUGCUGUCGACCUUUGCCUCCUCACAGCAGCUAACGAGGGUCACAUUUUACGACGCACAGCGGUCGAAGCAUUGUACAAGUCUCGCAAACACGAUCUCAGGGCUUCGCUAACAGAGCUCAACUACUGGUGCCAAAUUGGAGUUGGGGAUCGCAAGGGAGGAAACGAUUGGUUCUACCUGCGAUGGCCUAAGGGAUCUGAUUUAGAUGAGAACGGGGACGUGGUACGGGUGUUGAGCGAAGAGACUUAUUGCAAGGGUUUGGGCUGGAUCGGUCGAGAUCUGAUAGCUACUUGUCCCGACCCAAUGAAGUCUGAGGAAGAGGCAUUGAAGCAGUCAUGGGACUCUUGGGCACUGGACAUGGGCGACUGGGAGAACUCGUUGAACUUACAUUCAUGGGCAGAUGAUAUAUCUCAUGCCGCCUCAAAGCAAAGCAAGAGUCUCGAGGCGCUGACGAUUAUGGAUGAGUUCUACACUUCCAUGGGCGAUGCAGAUUUGCUAUCAAGCGGCACGCUGGGCAUCGAUCUUCAGGAAACGAUCGAUCCAGAACUGCCUGGAAUUCCAGUCAAGAUGCGGGAUGAUUUCAUACUUGGGCGUCGACUUCUUGAAGCAGACCCUAAGAUCUUGUAUUCCUCGCCUAGCGUUGACCUUUCCUUCACUGUCAAAUCCCUGGCUAGACAGACACUUCUCGAUAGCUCACUGGAACUCGAUACGGCCGCCACCCCUCUUCUCGAGCCGUUAACGGAGGAGCGAGUCGUCCAGUCUCUUGAUCACUCGUUUGAGCCUCAGAUCCGGCCCAUGGAUCGCAUGGACCUGGCUCAUGCAUUCGACCCUAUUGCUAUAAACGAAAAGACAACAUACGCCAGUUAUCUUGACCCGUCAGUGUUCGACCGGACCACAACACUCAUUGUUUUAGAUGUAGCGCCAUGGGUCCGCGGGAUCGUAGAGUUUGACAGCACCCUGAUGCAAGAGCGGCUCAAGUUGAGUAACAUUCUAAGCGAAGGCGGCACACGAAAGAGGAUGCGCACGACACGCAGUGCAUACUCAGCCAUGGAAGGAGGCGAGAGGAGGACAACCCGCCGUGAGAGGUAUUUUGGAGAUACUCUCAACGCAGUCUUUGUUAGACACACCGCUGGUGAAGGCUGGAGGGACGCUGUACAGAGUCUAGCACCACAAGAGGUAACGGAGGAAACGCCUAGCAGUGCUCCGUCAUCUCCAGGGACAAGCGAGAUAUGA
Fusarium coffeatum is the source of this 3477-nucleotide messenger RNA. RefSeq lists its product as uncharacterized. Bases 1 to 3477 code for a protein of 1158 amino acids. The transcript has a single exon. Gene Ontology annotation, cellular component: nucleus. Gene Ontology annotation, molecular function: ATP binding; ATP hydrolysis activity; DNA binding. The record is from RefSeq and is a predicted model, not a curated record. Lineage: Eukaryota; Fungi; Ascomycota; Sordariomycetes; Hypocreales; Nectriaceae.